GUUCCACUGGCUGGCUCAAAUAACGAGUCAUGGUGCCAAGGUCUUGAUGGCCUCACCCCACGUUCCGCUGCAUGCUAUCAACAGGGAGCUCGUUUUGCAAAUGGUAAAAUUUGUAUCCAUUUGGCACUACAUGUCUAAAUAUCUUUCAGUUUUUCCAUUAGCAUUUCCCUUCUGUGUUAUGAAUACAGGAAAGUGAUAUAAAAAUUAUGUACAUUCUUUCUGGUGAAAAUAUGCUUUUUUGUUUUGCUAUUAUUAAAGACAUACUUUCAAUUGUUAUUUAUAGGCGUACUGUGGUAAGCAUUCCUAAUGGUCCAUCUGAACUUACUGUGAAAGAAGCAGCCUGGGGGCUUGCUCGCUAUGCUGCCAUCUCUCAGGACAAUGGAUUGGUUCCAAUUGUUGAGCCAGAGAUCUUGCUUGAUGGUGAACAUGAAAUUGACAGGACUUUCGAAAUAGCUAAAAAGGUUUGGGCUGAGGUUUUCUUCUACCUUGCCCAGAACAAUGUGAUGUUUGAAGGUAUCCUCCCCAAACCAAGCAUGGUCACUCCCGGUGCAGAGUGCAAGAACCGGGCCACUCCUCAACAAGUUGCUGACUACACCCUCAAGCUCCUCCGCCAAAGAAUCCCUCCAGCCGUCCCCGGAAUCAUGUUUUUGUCUAGUAGGCAGUCUAAAGUUCAGGCUACCUUGAACUUGAACGCAAUGAACCAAGCUCCAACCCCAUGGCAUGUGUCAUUCUCAUAUGCAAGAGCCCUUCACAAUACUUGCCUGAAGAAGCGGGGAGGCAGACCUGGGAACGUGAAGGAGGCUCAGGAUGCUCUGCUUGUCCGGGCAAAGGCCAACUCUCUUGCUCAACUUGGCAAGUACACAGGCGAGGUAGAGUCUGGGAGGCCAAGCAAGUAAUGUUUGUCAAGGGUUUUGUUUACUAGGUUGUUUGAAUCGAAUCCAUAAAAGAAGACAACAGUGAUGGUAAAAUAAAUUAUGUACAGGUGAUGAAGAUCUUUGCUGUUAUCCUCGCAGCAGUGUACCAUAUUUUUGUUGAUAACAUGUAUCUUCAACAGCUUUAUAAAUUUCCAGCAGUGAAAGUUUAAUCGAAAGAGGAGACUACUAAUCUCUGCCAUUACUAUUUUGUUUUCCACUUAUUCUUCCUAAUAACUACGCUAAAGCAUUAGAGUUAGGCCGAUCCAUACUAAGAGUAAACUGAGCAGAAAUCCUAAAUACCAAUGGACUCGUCAGGAUUGAGUGCAUAAUCUAGGGCAAGUGACUCUCAAAAUUCAAUUUCUAUAAGAUAUUUGAUGUUCUAUGAUCUUGCAAGUGGAUGCAAAUCUAAAUGCCAAAAAACUUAAAGCAUAACCUUGUUCAUCCUCCAGUUAACAAGCCAAGUAUUACUGUUUUAUGAAGUGCAGAUGUACGUUGAUACCCAUACCAGAUGCUGAUUGUCAAGGUUUAGAAUAUAUCUGGAAGAAUGCUCGAGUGACACAACUCAGGCCUAGUGUCACCGUCUACACUAAUUUGUGAAGUAUUAUUGGGUAAUGGUCAUCUGACACUCAGCCUCCCAUACUGUGAGCAGAUAUUCUGUUAUGAUGAAUUUGCUCAUACUCUAUCCAAUGAUGGAAACUCUUACGUGUUUCAGAAGUCGCUUCCCCCAUUUGUUGUUGGCCUCCAUCCGUUUUGCUACUAUUGUCAUCAUCAGGGCUGGAUCUUCUUCUUCUCUUUAUCCUUCUCAUUUUUUCUGCUCUUCUAUAUUCUAAAACAAGGUGUUCGUUUAUUUUACCGUCUUUAUCUAUAAUUUUCUAAAAUGUUU
Molecule: messenger RNA, 1797 nt
Organism: Durio zibethinus
Lineage: Eukaryota; Viridiplantae; Streptophyta; Magnoliopsida; Malvales; Malvaceae
Source: RefSeq, a predicted model, not a curated record